Penaeus chinensis is the source of this 1351-nucleotide messenger RNA. Its product is annotated as lactosylceramide 4-alpha-galactosyltransferase-like. The coding region runs from base 118 to 1227 and encodes 369 amino acids. Lineage: Eukaryota; Metazoa; Arthropoda; Malacostraca; Decapoda; Penaeidae. Gene Ontology annotation, molecular function: hexosyltransferase activity. The record is from RefSeq and is a predicted model, not a curated record. The transcript has 8 exons. Gene Ontology annotation, biological process: glycosphingolipid biosynthetic process.
GCAGCCUGAAACACCUGCAUAUCCGAUGCAGUUUGUUCGAACCCGAAUAAUUCUUACAGCGGUAUCAGAGAGGCAAGUCCUGUUGAAAAUACUGCAGAUCGUAUAGCCACUGCAAUAAUGAGAAUUCUACGACCGAGGUCAAUAUUCUUUUUGGUGACGUUUACCGCUGUGUUAUGCGUCUAUUAUAUGGAUCCUUUGAAAAGACUUCUGGCUUCAGAACUUAAUCGCCUUAACACUCUGAGGCUCAUCGACCCUGGCCCUGAGUGGUGGAGGGCGCACAUAUGUAAAGGAAAUGCGAACGAUACUUACAUAAACAUUACUUUACCUGUGCUGAUGAGGGACAUAUUCCCUUCAUUGGACAAAAACAUUUUCUUGGUCGAAAGUGCAUGCAAGUCCAACCCUGCUUACCGCGCUUGGUGUUCUGUUGAAAGCCACACGCGUGAGAAUCCGAAUGCUGAUGUGUGGUAUGUGAUGACUUCGCCGAUAGUGAACAACACCGACAAGCUACCAAGUCGUCUGCUCGACCACUAUCCGAAUCUUCGCAUUGUUUCGGUUGACUUGGAUUUGGUUUUCAACGGUACUACACUUGAAGAGUUCUUCAAGUCUGGAAGAUGGCAUAGAAAUACCCCUUGGCCAGUCAUACAGCUGAGUGACCUCUUAAGAGUCCUUCUAACGUGGCGGUUCGGAGGAUUUUACUCCGACACCGACACCGUCUGCAUAAAGGACCUUUCUCCUCUUGAGAACGUUCUCGUCACCAGCACCACGUCUAGGAACCACAUUUCCAACGGCGUGUUUCACUUCUAUCAUCAUCAUGAGUUCCUAACGAUGGUCAUGUCAACGAUGAUUCAGAUGUACCAUCCCAAAGCUUGGGGAUCAAUGGGACCUUCUACCUUUGGCUCUUGCGUCCAGCGGUCUUGCAAUUUAAAGGACAUACGCUACCUGUUUCCCAAGAACAGCUCAGACCCCGUCACCUGUGGUAAUGUUACCAUCUUACCUGAAUUUUACCUACUACCGUAUCCGUGGAACCAAUAUAGGAAAAUUUUUGAACCUGAAAAAUGGGACGAAUUUGUUGAAACCCAUUCACACACGUUUUCGAUCCACUCGUAUGGCAAAGUUAAUGGCGGGAUGGUGGUUAAAAUCGGAUCCAACAGUAUUUAUGAUGGAGCAGCCAGGACUUUUUGCCCCCUCUCAUACUUCCACGCCAGUGCCAAUCAUUCUGCAUUUUGAUAAACGAGAAAGACAAUAUAUGUAUACGUAUAUAUAUAGAAAUAUAUGUGUAUAUACAUAUAUAUAAAUUGUGUAUAAUAUACAUGCUGUAUAUACACACACACACACACACAUAAAUAUAUAU